AUGGCAGAUAACCAAAAGUGGUAUUUUGCCUAUGGAUCGAAUAUGUUUUCGGAUGUCUUCAUCGGAAGACGCAAGAUCCAACCUCUCAGGUCCGAAGUUGCUGUGGUUAAAACGCACACCCUCUGCUUUAAUAUUAUGGGUGUUCCAUACACAGAUCCUGCCAUGGGAGGCUUAUGCUCGGCAGAAAAUCAGGAUCUUCCAGUAUACGGCAUUGCAUAUCUUUUAUCCCCGGACGAAAUGAAAAAGGUCAUCAUUAGCGAAGGUAUAGAUGCGGAAUAG
This is a messenger RNA of Penicillium taxi, 279 nucleotides long. RefSeq names its product gamma-glutamyl cyclotransferase gliK (gene gliK). Bases 1 to 279 code for a protein of 92 amino acids. The record is from RefSeq and is a predicted model, not a curated record. The transcript has 2 exons. NCBI's taxonomy places the organism in Eukaryota, Fungi, Ascomycota, Eurotiomycetes, Eurotiales, Aspergillaceae.